GCUGGAUUAUGAUUAAGCGGUGUGAUAAUGUGCGAUGAAUCUCCCUGUUCGAUCCUGUAGCCAUGAGUCUCUCUGCCAAGAUGAUCACUACAUGUCUGGCUGCAGUUCUCAUUGUCAUCCUGGCUUUUGCUACGUUGACCCGAAAAGACGUUCUUUGUGUGGCAGUGCAGUGGCAGGACAAACAGAAACCAGCAGCCGUGCAAACACAGAAGCAUGACGAGAAGACAGCCGUACAAAGACAGGAGAGAGACGAGAAACCGACGGCGGUGCAACCACAGGAGAGAGACAAGAAGGAGAAAGACGAGAAACCGACGGCUGUGCAAUCGCAGGAGAAAGACGAGAAACCUUCGGCCCUGCAAUCGCAGGAGAAAGAUGAGAAACCGACGGCUGUGCAAUCGCAGGAGAAAGACGAGAAAACAGUAGCAAAACAGUCAGGGUGCUUGUUCCCAUUGGUGGUGCACAUAGGUCCACACAAGACUGGUACGACCACCUUCCAAACCUUCCUAAUCAAAAACGCCGAAUGGCUCUGGAAAGAAUAUGGCAUAUCCGUGGCUGCAAAUGAGGGUGUUAAGGCGGCUGCCUACAUCCCAAGCACAAUCAGGCAACAACAUGGCCUACAGCAUAACCCAAAGUUUGCGGAUCCAAAAAAGAUGCAGGAGCUGUUCCAGACCAUUGGCACCAUGCCUGCAAACUCUCCCGUGAUUUUGUCGUCGGAGGAGUUCUCCACAUUGGGCACAGCCGAGUGGAAUGAUUUCAAGAGCCAAAUUGCCAUUCAAAAGCGGUGUGUGUCCAUUGUAGUUGUGCAUCGGCGAGGUUUGAACUUGCGGGCGUCCAUUUGGAAUGAAGUCAACAAGAAUAGCAUCUCGCCGGACUCUUUUCUCAUCUCGUUGUUGAGGAGGAACGGUGGAGAGGAGGAGUUUCAGCUUAAAGUGCUAGACACCGUCAGGUCGAUUGCUGAUUCGGUGGAAGGUGUGUCCUAUGAAUAUUUGCGUGAGGCCAACUACAGCAUAGCGAGUUUUACGGUUUGCAAUGCCACAUUGCGGCUGGAAGGUAGCAAGUGGGAGUUGUGCAAGACAAGUGUGGAGCUCCGCAUGCCGGGGAUUCAGAAUCCAUCUGCACCGCCCGCAGCCUUUGAUGUAGUUCGCUUGGCAUAUGGCUUGUACACCAGGCAAAAAGCUGCUAACUAUCCCAGGUGCAGGAAGAAGUUUGCUGUGCGAGCCUACAAGAACUCGGCUGUUCUGAGAGUGGCUGAGCAGAUGCCCACACUCUGUGGCAGUCUCAACGAGGCUUUCUCACAUGUGGAUGAACUUUGGUACAACCGGACCGGAGCCCUCAAACCCGAAGGACGAGAAGAUCCACUUUGCUUUGUGGAUGAGGGAUCUCUUAAGCUCGAACACUGGGCGUUGCUCAGCACUUUGCUUCCACCUGGCUGCCAAAUCAUGUGACAGACUUUUCCAGACACCGGAGAGUUGGUGCUUUUCAGCAUUUUUCAGCUGUCCUUUUCCGUUCCUCUUUGCUCCAAAGUGAGCUGACCGUGAGGAGCUGACGACGAGAACGAGAACCAGUCUGAUCAACGCCUCGGAACCUUUGGGCAUCUGCAGCAUCCGGACGUCUCAUUUGGAGUGAAGAGCUGGUCAACAGACGAGGACGCAAGCAGGCCCUCCCCUCUGGCUAGAAAACAGACGGAUCAUUGUGCAUUGUCCCGUUCUCACCUUAGAUCAUUUCAUGAGCGACUGAGUGUAGACUUCUGUGCAAAGUGCGGAUGGCCCGAGGGGUGCCUCUCGCCAUAGGAGGAGGCCAAUCGCUAGUAGAUUGGAGCAGUCUGACUGAACUUUUGGACUCAAGCCAUUGGACAGAGAUGGUUUGGUAGAGGAGGGCGGCCAGAGCAGAGUCCAUAUCCUGUAGUGGGGCUAUCAAUCCACGCAAAGCAAGUUAAAUGAUUUGUGAAAGCCAGAUGCUCAGAUUCUGUCCCACCAACUUUCAACUGGUAUGAUACGGUAUGACCUUUUCAGUGUCUUCUCAGUGUGAAUGCCGAAGCGAAGAAUUUCAAGAGACCUAGUUAUACGGAACAUGAACAUGUCAUGAACAGGAACGAGGUCGACUCCACCGUCUUCCGUCCCGACGUCGACCUUCCCCGAUCGACGAGGUGCCCGGUGAACGCCAGACGAAUCCGGAGGACGGCAGCUGAAAGAGCAUAGACAUUCGAUCGGUGCCGAAUGAGAUGAACGAGCAGUGAAAUGCUUAGAUGAAGCCUGUGGCCCCUGGUAACAAAUGUUCCA
Molecule: messenger RNA, 2279 nt
Organism: Durusdinium trenchii
Lineage: Eukaryota; Dinophyceae; Suessiales; Symbiodiniaceae
Source: the annotation of a GenBank genome assembly